Molecule: messenger RNA, 1320 nt
Organism: Pestalotiopsis fici W106-1
Lineage: Eukaryota; Fungi; Ascomycota; Sordariomycetes; Amphisphaeriales; Sporocadaceae
Exons: 2
Coding region: 1-1320 (439 amino acids)
Source: RefSeq, a predicted model, not a curated record
AUGGCAGUUAAAAUAACCAAUUGGCCAUUAUGGAACGAGUUUCUUGAUCCUCCUGCGAGCGUCUCUGAGGACACCUUCACCAGCUCCUCGAAGGCCAAGGCCGAGGUCAUUGCGCAGUAUGGAGAAGCUGCCCUCCGCCAAGGCUGGCUCAAGGUCUGCAAACAACUCGAAGUCGUAACCGAGAGACUUGCGAAGCUUGGAAGCGACGCGAUCCCGGUUCUAGGAAUCGAGGACUUUGGUCCCGGCGGUCUAUCGGAGGAAAGACGCUCGGAGGUGAAAUCUAGCGGCUGUUGUAUCGUGCGCGGCGUUCUCGAUCGCGAAGAGGCUACAUCCAUGUUCGAGAACCUCAAGGACUUUGUGGUCCGAAACCAGGGCGACAUCAUGGGAUGGCCUGCAGAGUCCCCUAUAAUGUUCAACCUCUACAAUUCACCGACGCAAGUGGCGGUCCGAACGCAUCCUAAUCAGAUACUGGUGCAAAAGUCACUAAACUCCCUGUAUCACGACGCCUCGGGCACAACCUCUUCUCAACCCCUAAGCUACACGGAUGCGACUCGGAUUAGACCUCCCAGACAACCCUUCCUGACCCUUGGACCACACAUUGAUGCCGGGAGUCUUUGCCGCUGGGCAGAUCCUCGAUACCGCGAUGUAUAUGCCAAGAUUCUAUCCGGAUAUCCUGAGCAGCAUGAUCCCUAUGACCUCGAGGUGCGCAAGGACGCCAAUCAAUUCUUGUUCGAGGCCAAGGCACACUCGGUAGUCUUUCGCGCUUUCCAAGGCUGGACGGCAUUGACGCCUACAUCGCCGUCCGUCGGUUCACUGUUGCUCUACCCCGAAGUCUCUGCCGUCAUCGCCUAUGUCAUGUUGCGGCCAUUCUUCAAGCCCCCGGCCAAGGAGGAAGAUGUGAUGAAAGCAGAGGAGUGGACUUUUGAUCCAGACUCGAGCUGGUUUCCUGGGACGAUCAAGGAGCAAAGCCAGCGGCUGAGUCCCAGCUCUCACCCGCACCUGCGCUUGAAAGACUGCCUCACGUUCAUUCCCGAGAUGCAGCCUGGAGACACAGUGUGGUGGCACACAGAUAUGUGCCAUGCCGUGGAUCCUGACCACUUUGGUGACGGCGACGCAAGUGUUGUUUAUGUUGCAGCCUGCCCGACGACACCCACUAAUCAAGAUUAUGUAAAAAAGCAACUGGAGGCUGCUUUGGCUGGCCGUUGCCCUCCAGACUGUUUGAAUGUCACAACGGAUGAGACCAAGUUGAAAGGUUACAAGGGUUUUGAUGAUGUAUCAGAGGAAGGAAAAGCGGUCCUGGGAUUUAAUCUCAUACAAUAA